Messenger RNA from Pseudocercospora fijiensis CIRAD86, 2441 nucleotides. RefSeq lists its product as uncharacterized. Lineage: Eukaryota; Fungi; Ascomycota; Dothideomycetes; Mycosphaerellales; Mycosphaerellaceae. Gene Ontology annotation, cellular component: spliceosomal complex. The coding region runs from base 1 to 1773 and encodes 590 amino acids. Gene Ontology annotation, biological process: mRNA splicing, via spliceosome. The record is from RefSeq and is a predicted model, not a curated record. The transcript has 2 exons.
AUGUCGCUCGCAGCCUCGAGGACAUCUAUAUCGAGCGCAUUGCCCAAGCCAAAAUAUACCGGCGAAGAUGAGGAGUUACCGACACAUACGCAGCAGAAAGGACCGCGAGUUGUCGGCGCACGCGAACUAGAAUCAUCUCAAUUGGUUGUGAAGAGAUCUGGACCGCCGCCAUACGGCCAGCGAUCAGGAUGGCGACCACGGAAUGCAGAAGACUUUGGCGAUGGUGGUGCAUUUCCAGAAGUGCCCAUGGCACAGUACCCGCUCGACAUGGGCCGCAAGAACCAGCCUUCAACUUCGAAUGCGCUCGCACUUCAAGUAGACAGCGAGGGGAAGGUCAAAUAUGACGCUAUAGCACGCAGGGGUCAUGGAGAAAACAGAAUCGUGCACGCGAGCUUCAAGGAUCUCAUCCCGCUUCGACAACGAGCAGAUGUGGGAGACAUCAGCCUGGAGCGACCGAGCGAGGAGGAGGUGCAGGCGAGCAAAGAGCGAACGCAGAAGGCGCUGCAAGGGCUAGUGGAUGGAACUCUAGCAGCGCAGAAGCCAAAGAAUGUCAAAGGCACAACCAGGCCGGAGCCGACGUUCGUUCGAUACACUCCUGCCAACCAAAUGGGGGAUACCAGCAAGAAGCAGGACCGGAUCAUGAAGAUCGUGCAACGGCAACAGGACCCUAUGGAACCACCGAAGCACAAGAUCAAGAAGAUUCCCCGCGGACCUCCCUCUCCGCCACCUCCUGUCAUGCACUCGCCGCCUCGCAAAUUGACCGCUGAAGAUCAGGAAGCAUGGAAGAUCCCGCCGCCCGUGUCAAAUUGGAAAAAUCCCAAGGGAUACACAGUGCCGCUCGACAAACGACUGGCGGCUGACGGAAGAGGCCUGCAAGACGUAACGAUCAACGACAAGUUCGCACAGUUUGCAGAGGCUUUACACACAGCAGACAGACACGCGAGAGAGGAGGUGCAGCAGAGACAUCGCAUGCAGCAACGACUAGCGGAGAAGGAGAAGGAGGCACAGGAGGAGCAUCUGCGGCAGCUAGCCAUGAAGGCACGAGAGGACAAGGCAGCUGCAGCUACUCGGCGACGAGGCUCAGAUCGCGGCCGAUCGCGAAGCAGAUCCGUGAACAGUCGCUCCUCGUACUCAUCAUACUCGUCUCGAUCACGCAGUCGAAGCAGGAGCCGCAGCGGAGGACGAGACGGCGAUCGAGAUCGCCGUGAGCGUGAGAAACAACGUGCGGAGCGCAAACAGGAAGCAAAGCGGGAGAUGGCACGAAAGAACAUGGGCCAUGAGCGGAAGAUGCAAAUGAUGGCUAGAGAGCAGAACCGCGAUAUUGGUGAGAAGGUGGCGCUGGGUUUGGCCAAACCUACGCAAAGUAAAGAGGCCAUGUAUGACUCUCGGUUGUUCAACCAGAGCUCGGGGUUUGCUGCUGGAUUCAACGAGGACCAGGCUUACGACAAACCUUUGUUUGCCGAUCGCGACGCCCUGAACUCCAUAUAUAGGCCCACCGUGGGCGAUGAGGACGAUGGAGAAGACGGCGGUGAGACACUAGAAAAGAUUCAAGGCACCAAACGAUUUGACACGCUGGGACGAGCGCCCAAGAGUGGAUUCAAAGGGACGGAGACUGCAGAAGCGAGAUCAGGGCCGGUGCAAUUCGAGCGCGACCGUGGUGAUGAUCCUUUUGGUAUUGAGGCAGGCAUUGCUGCAGCAUCAGGCGGGUCGAAGAGAGCUGCGGACGAUGAUGCAGGUGGCAAAGGAAAGAGAGCGAGAGUGGAUGACGAGUAGCUUGACUUCUUCACUAGCAUGGUCUUGGCUGCGUGAAGACUGCACGGACUUGGUUGAAAUGCCUCGAAGCCCAGUCAACAAUUACACAGACCGUUGAUUCGAGCGACUUGACUCCGACCCAGUUCAACAGUCCCACAGCGCGACAUCCAUACAGCACUUCAACGACGCUUUGCGACCUUAGAGCUGUAGCAUCCCGAACCCACCCAGAAACCGAAAUACAUCUGUUCAGCAAGCAUGCCGCCAAUGGCAAUGGCAGCGCCUCAGCAACACCAACAGCUGCCGACAACAUCAAUGCGUUUCACAUAUCAGCCUAGUUCCAAGGUCUCGAAGUCUAUCGGCACAUCAAACGGACUGCGCCCUUCGCUCGAGAUAGUAACGCCCACUACUAUUUCAACUGCUACCGCGACGCCAUCAAUCGGCCUCCCUCGCUCAGACCCACUACCAGACUUGCCACCAUAUGUCGGUCCUCUAGUCGCGGCCUGGCUAGCAUUCGGUGUAGUCGCAGCAAUCCUUCUUUUCUUCGUCCAAUUUCCUCCACGAUGCUUCCGAGGCGAUGGCAAGGCGAAGCCAGUUAAUAGAAAAUUGCGGCCAGCAGCCAGCAGAGAUGAACAUGAGCUGGACACGCUCAACGCCACGCUCGAGCCGCCGCAAGCGGUUUCGACUUCAGC